Molecule: messenger RNA, 930 nt
Organism: Mytilinidion resinicola
Lineage: Eukaryota; Fungi; Ascomycota; Dothideomycetes; Mytilinidiales; Mytilinidiaceae
Exons: 6
Coding region: 1-930 (309 amino acids)
Molecular function (GO): hydrolase activity
Source: RefSeq, a predicted model, not a curated record
AUGUCCACCCUCCAAUACGCCCACCUCUCCACCGUAAACCCCGACUUCGCACCCCUCAUCCCCGGCGUCAACGCAGCGUUCAAGAAGAUAUGGACGUACACGACUAUGGAUGAGUUUCGAGGCAAUUGGGGCGGCACUCGCGCCUCGUAUUCGGCGUGUGUGCCUGUGGACGGCUUCAGCAUUACGCACGAGAUGAUCCCGACACGUGAUGGGACGGAAGUAGAAUUGAGGGUUUGGAGGCCGGAAAGCAAUAUAGAUGAAGUGUUACCGCUGCUGUUUGUGUGUCAUGGGGGAGGGUUUGUGGUUGGCGGACACGAUUCGGAGAACGCGAUGGCGAGAACUGUUUGCGUGCGGAAUGGUAUGGCGGUCAUCAGUGUUGAUUUUCGAAGAGCACCAGAGCAUAAGUUCCCAACUGCUUUCAACGAUUGCUACGACGCGUACCACUGGAUCAUCAAGAACGCGACACAGCUCAAGAUCGACCCGAAAAAAGUGAUACUGGGCGGAAGCAGUGCUGGCGCAAGUAUAGCCGCAAGUAUUGCCAUUGAGCUGCGCGAAGAAGACGCUCUCAACGGUGUGAUAGGGCAGCUACUUAACAUACCCGUCACAUGUCAUCCAAAGCAGUUUCCGCACGAUAAGUACGAGUUGAACAGCUAUGUCCAGAACGCGGAGGCGCCUACUAUCAACGGGAACAUGAUGAUAGCUAACGGCUACGGCAAAGAUCAAUACUAUCCCGAAGGCGGACCCGAUGUACGGGCAAAUCCAUUGCUUGCAGCGACACACGCUGCGUUACCUCCUGCUCGUAUGUUCUCUUCACAGAGCAUUGGUGCGAACUUUUCCGUGCUAAUGGAAGUAGUCAUUCAAGUCGGUGGCAUGGAUCCGCUCCGGGACGAAGGACUGGCGUACGCAGAGGCGUUGAAGAACGAUGGGUAA